AUAUUCAUAUUUUUGGAGCAACAUUUACACGGUGAUUUGCAGGGUCAUCGCAGCGCCUGCUGCCCCCUCGCGGCCACACUUCUCCCGGGGACUUGUUGCAGUGCCGCACUCGCAGGAACGGCUAGCUAGCCAGCUAGCUAGUUAGCGUUAGCAAACAUCGACUCCGGUAUCCAGCAGCAGUCGUAGCGCAGAGAAACUCGUGCUCCGUCCACAUCCCGAUGACAGGGACACCGCGUGGACAGACAUGCGCCGGGACAUUGACUGAUAUUCGGCGUGGUGUCCUCGACGUUAUCGCCGCGGCUCGGUGAGGAAAUCGCUGAUCCGAAGAGCGCCCGUAACUUGAUCCGCGGCCAUGGAUCCUGAUCGUCAGAAGCGCAGAGAGGAAAUUCAGAAAGCCAUGAGCUUUAUCCAGUCAUCGUUGCCUUUCCCGGAGCCAGAGAGCUAUGAGGCAUUUGUGAUCCAGCUGGUAUGUAACCUGCUGGACGAAGGCAACUCGUGCUUUCGGGACGGGGACUGUCGUCAAGCGAGCCAGCAGUACGGAGAGGGCAUCAGUGUGGCCCGCUACGCUCAGGCCGAGGCCCUCGUCAUCCCUCACGAGCUGCUGGAGAGCCUGUACGUCAACAGGGCUGCUGCCUGCUUCCAGACGAGGGAGUACGAGCGCGGCGUUCAGGACUGUGACAGUGCACUGUGUGUGUCAGAAGGCAGUCGCAGGGCUUUGUACCGCAAAGCGAUCUGUCUGAGGGAGUUGGGACGAAUCCGGGAGGCUUACGAGUGUGGAACCAAAUGUCUACUCACUGCACCGCACGACAGGCAGGUGAAUGACUUGGCUCAGGAUCUGGCCAGCAAACUAGGCCUGAAGGGCCGCAAGGCUUACGUCAGCCCUCAAUCAGAGUGCACAGCCACAGAAGGGGAGAGUCAUGGGGAGUCUUCUCCACCCACAGGGGAGAUGUCCUCCAAUGGGCUAGAGUCUCUGGGGGACAUGGGAGCAGCGGACCUGUCCGCCGCGCAGUGCAUCCCUGCUCCUUUGGCCACGCCCAUCCCGGUCAGUGAUGACCCGGCGACCCCCGUGGUGACCCCGUGCACCGACCUGUCGGAGAGCCCCAGCAGUCAAGGCCUGCCGCCCAUGCCGUACUCCGUCCCCGUGUCGGAGCACAUGGACGAAUGCAGCAGCAGCGUCAUCAAGGACGAGCUGGACAGUCUGCUGGAUUCCAUCCCCGAGAAAGUCAGUGAGGUGAACCAAGGCCAGAUGAGCGAAGAAAUCUACCAGGCGACAUACACCACUAGUCCAGUCCAGGGAGCCAUCCCCACCAACCUGCCCAAUACGGCAGUGGGUCUCCGGCCGCCAUACUCCCCAAACCUCCCAGCCCCCUCGCCCCAGCUCGCACCAAACUUCUUUAGCUCCACCCUCAGUGACAUGCCCCCCCUGGAGCCCUGCCCGCUGGGCCAGCGGGACCAGAGCUCCACCCAGGCGCAGGACGCACUGGGAGGCUUUCCCACGGGGGCCACGGAUGGAGAGGGGAAGGCUGGAAGCGCCGCUGGCGGGCUGGACUCGUUGUCUGAGUAUACUCUCCCUGGGGGACGAAUGUGUCACAGCUUCAUCCCUGGAAUGCGUAACCAUAGCGCUGCACAUGCAAACGGUCCAGCAGGAACCAACCUGUCUCUGCUCUCCAGGAACCCUCUGGCAGUCACGCACGACUUUCGGCAGGCCUGUCAUGCCUGUUACAGCCGAAUAGGUCCAAGAGUGAUGGACUACAAGUAUCAGCCGGAGGCAGCACACCGCUGCAAAAGGGAUGUGCUUCUGUGCCGCCUCAAAAACACAGAUGACCCAACCUGGAAGAGGAUCCGACCAAGGCCCGCGAGAAACAACUUCCUGGGGGCGUUUGUACUCUGUAAAGAGGUGCAGGAGCGUCAGGAGUGCCAGUACGGGGAGAACUGUACGUUCGCCUACUGCCAGGAGGAGAUAGACGUGUGGACCCAGGAGAGGAAGGGCGCGCUGAGCCGAGAGCUGCUGUUCGAUCCGCUGGGCAGCACCGAGAGGCGGGCGCUCAGCGUCACCCGGCUGCUGCAGCUCCACAUGGGCAUGUUCAUGUUCCUCUGUGAGGAAUGUUUUGACAGUAAGCCUCGCAUCAUCAGCAAGCGCAGCAAAGAGAACUUGGCGGUCUGCUCGAACCUCACGGCGCGCCACCCGUUUGACGACAACAAGUGCCUGGUGCACGUGGUGCGGUCGGCCAACGUGCGCUACAGUAAGGUGCGACCGCUGCACCCGCUCUGCCAGUUCGACGUGUGUCGCCACGAGGUUCGCUACGGCUGCCAGCGCGAGGACAGCUGCUCCUUCGCCCACUCCGUCAUCGAGCUCAAAUGCUGGGUGCUGCAGCAGGACACAGGUAUCACCCACGAAGAGAUGGUGCAGGAGUCGAAGAGGCAUUGGCAAAGACUGGAGCAGAACGCACAGAAGCAGCAGAAACCCACCCAUAUCUCCCAUCCCAGCAGCAGCAUGUCUGCAGGAGGAGUGGGCGGAAUGGGAGGCGGGGGAAUAGGGGGAGACGGCAUGGGUGUGGGCCCAGUGUGUGGGUUGGGAAUGGGGGGGCUGGGCGUGGGGAUGGGCAGAGGGCGCCCCCUCAACCUGAAGAUGAAGUUUGUGUGCGGCCAGUGCUGGAGGGAAGGACAGGUCAACGAGCCCGACAAGAACCUCAAGUACUGCACCGCCAAAGCGCGGCACAGCUGGACGAAGGAGCGUCGGGUUCUGCUGGUGAAGUCAUUCGAGAAGAAGAAGUGGGUUGUUGUUCGCCCGCUGCCUUUCUCCCGCACCUAUCCACAGCAAUAUGACAUGUGUGUGCAUGUGAUGAAGCAGAAGAAGUGCCACUACAUUGGGAACUGCUCAUUUGCUCACAGUCUGGAGGAGAGGGACGUCUGGACGUACAUGAAGAACAACAGCCUGAGAGACAUGCAGCAGAUGUACGAGCUGUGGCUGCAGCUCACCAAUCAGAGCAGGCGCUCGGAAAGCUCGGUCGUGAGCUCAUCCCCAGACGACAAGCAGGUCACCAUCACGGCAGACUACGCAGAGAGCCUGGGAGGACGGCGGCUGUCAGACGGGGACGUCCUCUGAGAGACGGACACCUUCUAUGAGCAUAGCCCGCCAAGAUCAGAGAAGGUGGACCUGCUACUAAAUGGUUGAGACCCCCCCCCCCCCCCCCCCACGCACACGCACACACACACACACACACACACACCAACAAGGCAUAUGCAAAGAAACCGUUUUGAGAGGGAAAAUAAUAAAAUCUGUUUUGUUUUAGUUACACGCAGCACCUUUAGGUUCCUCCCCAGCAAAAUAUACUGCAGAAAUUCCACAGACAGACUAGUUUUGCUUUGACUAAAAUGAAUAAAUAUAACCUAAGCCCAACUUUUAUUUUUAUCUUGUUUUCUUUGUUUGUUAAAAGCCUCGCUGCACUGCAACAGUUCUCGGUUGGGCGCGCUGGUCGCAGCCCUUAUAAUCUGCUGUUGUGCUGAUUUAAAACUGAAUUAUACCCAGAAGUAUGUUUAAAAGUGGAAAUUUAAACAUUGGAGUGCUGAGCCCUCAUUGUUGAAACUAUGAAGAAUUGUAAAAGCGGACACUCCUCGAUAAGCUUCCCAACCAACAAAUCCCGCUCUCCUUCCUUUGUGGGGUUUCUUUUACGAGAGCGUCAAAAAGCUAUCUGGGGAUUACAGAUUUUGAGGCAUUAUUUUUUUUUUCAAGGCGUGUUGCACUUCCUUGUUAUAUUGUCUGCCAUAUUGGUAGAGUGCUAUGAAUGUAAAGCCUUGCACGGGACUUUAAAACUAAAAUUAGUCACUGAAAACCUUGCUGUGGUUGUGGAAUGUAUGCAAGUAUACUCAAAUGCCCCAGAGUGAACUCUGGUGACCCCCCCCCCCCGCCACCCCGCCAUAGAUGUAAGAUGGCCUCGCAACAGCUGGUUAUGUAAUGAAACCAACUUUCCCGACACGCAGAGACACGCAGAGUGUCGUCACGCGAGGGGAAAGGUGUGUGCGUUCAUUACCUAACGACACGUGAGCCAACGUCUCCACCGAGGGGCUUUAAGCCGACAGGUGUGUAGCGGGGCCACAGAGGAGCGGGUCAGUUCAGACCCCCCCCCUCCCAAUGACCUCACUUCAACUGAAGCAUAGUGAGAGUAGCCCCCCCCCCCCACCCCACGGCCUUCAGAUGAAAAAUCAGUGUUCCUCAUCUGCAUCCAUUUGUUAUGUUCCCACUAGCUAUCAGUAGCUCCUGAUAUGAACCUUUGCAUUUUAGAAAACCUGUUGGCUUGAGACAGGGGGAACCAUUCUCACCACAUGUUGUGCCUAUAAACAGCACACACACACACACACACACACACACACACACACACACACACACGGGCAGGAUAUCUGUUGCCAUCUUAUUCUAGCCUUUAACGUGGAAAGACAUGAUGACAUAUGUCUAUAUUCAGAUACAUCGACACGCAUAUUAUACAUAUUUACAAAUAAUGGUAUACUACUACUAAUAAUAAUUGAUAACUUAGCGGUUAAGCUUAAUAAAUAUAUAACCUGCAUUGAUUACAUAGAAGAACUUCUUGUUAUUGAGGUAUUGCUCUAUGACACGUAUCACUGAACUAGAUGACUAUAGUGGUUUUUGUUUUGUUUUAUAUAAUUCUUUUUUAUUUUGUAGUUCUGUGCGGGUUGUUCCAGACGGGGUUUGUGGGCUUCAUCUUUGCACUGAGAGCAGAAGGGAAGAAGAAGAAGUCACUCGACUUGAGAGGCUUUCUGUCUUUGUUGAGCAGCUCAACUGUAUCCCCUGAAUGUUUCAGCCUUCCUCUUCUGCAACGUUUGGGUCAAAAGCUGCCCUUUAAUUAUUGUUAUUUUAAUUGUCCAGACUGAUUUCUGCUCAGUACUGAAAAAAAAAAUAGCAAACGGCUUCUAUUCCCCAAAUACUGACGUCAAAAGAGCAGUCGCUGUGAGACUAGCAGUGUCUUAAUUAUCCAGCUCCUAAAUCAGAAUCUAGAUGGACACACCGGCCUUUGCUGGACCUCAAAACCAGAUCUUGGGUCAGUUGUGCCGGACGCGGGGUCACGGGGUCACGGGGUUUAAUAAUGAGCCCUCGUCUGGAGCAGCCCGGGUAUUCGCCUCUUUGAGGGAUCGUAUUACUACUACUCCUAGUAUUAUGAUGAACAUGAUGAUGAUGAUAAUGAUUUCUAUUUCCUCUCUAUAUGCUAUCGAUAUAUACGUAUGUUCAUUGCAAUGUAUAACUUUCUUUAUAUAUGUAUCCAUGUAUGAAUAUAAUAAUGAAUGGUAAAUAUGUGUAUGCAGCAGGGCCCGGCUCUCUGUGGGAGGCAGUGAGCAGGGAGAUACUCGCUUUGAGGUGACGUCACCUACCUGCUACCUGUAGGUUGUCGAUAGCUCAAGCCUUUUCGCGCAAUGCAGCGGACGCUAUGUGAUGAUAUGAUAAUGUCGCCUGAGCUCUGUUCGUAAGCCUUGGGAUUAUUCGGGCACUGGCCAAACAAAACCAAAAAGAAGCCGAUGAUGGCCAAGGACUCACAGUGUGUGUGUGUGUGUGUGUGUGUACUUAUACGGUUAUAAGCAUGUACACAGUGUCCUCCAUGUUGAGCCCACCAGCGGAGCUCGCUGCUCACUGCCUGUGCACUUUUGUCUAAAUUGAUUCACAAAGCAAGGACGGAUAUGAAAUCAAAAGCAUACAUAUACUCCUGUGUAGCGCCUUAUUCAUUAUACUACACCUAUAAGAUGAUACAUACCCUUAUUGUAUAUUCCUGCUUACUAUAUACAGUAUAUGAUACCUAUAAUAAUACUUAGACGCUCAUAUAAGGUAAUUUAGAUAAGAGAUGGUGGAACUUUAUCUUUUUUUUUUUGUGGCUGUGUGAUUUUUUUUUGUUUGUUUUGUGUUUGCCAAUUUGUUCGAAUCUUGUUUUUCAUGGUGUUCAAAAGGAACAGUUAAAAGUUAAAGUAAAUGCUCUUUGUCAUUCAUUGGUAGGCGGGAUGGAAAGUUGAAACACUUGGCAAAUCUUAAUUUGGUCUGAAAGAGAUGUUUUUGGUAAAUAAACCGCAAGGUGUUUUUUUCUUAUGUCUUAUUUGGCUUUAUAAAAAGGGACUAUGUCUGGCAUCUAU
Pungitius pungitius (ninespine stickleback) is the source of this 6129-nucleotide messenger RNA. It is a transcript of the gene zc3h7bb, whose product is annotated as zinc finger CCCH-type containing 7Bb. The record is from RefSeq and is a predicted model, not a curated record. Bases 353 to 3106 code for a protein of 917 amino acids. The transcript has 21 exons. NCBI's taxonomy places the organism in Eukaryota, Metazoa, Chordata, Actinopteri, Perciformes, Gasterosteidae. Gene Ontology annotation, molecular function: metal ion binding; miRNA binding; protein binding. Gene Ontology annotation, biological process: miRNA processing.